AUGGCAGUCAACACCUUUGAAUCACUUCGUGGCCAGGUUUUGGGCGUUCUUGAACCUCUUCCUGUAUACAGGAAUCAAGAUGUUAAUGAGAACUUUGCCGCCGUGCCCAUUUUCAAAAACAAGCUGGUCAAAAUUGGCAGAAACAGCCGCGAAUGUGACAUUAUAUUCCCUCAUCCUUCAAUCUCCAGCAUUCAUUGUAUGUUUUGGGCCAUUAGAUUUGACGAUGAUAGCGUUCCGAUGCAUUAUGUCAAGGACUGCUCCCUAAACGGAAUUUCAAUAAACGGUCUGCUGCUCAAAAGAGGACAAACAUGCCUGCUUGAAGAUGAAGACGUUAUAGCAAUUCCUAAUGCAUGCGAAUACCGGUUUCAAGCAAAAAUAAAGAUGUUGACAAGCGAUCUAAUCGAGCAAUUAGGGUUCCAAGUUAAUGUCGAAAACUGGCGGCUGACAUCGAAGGUUGUGGGAAGUGGAACUUUUGGGCAUGUUUUGGUGGCUAAUGAAAAGGCAGAGCCCACUAGACAUCAACCUAGGAGUUACGCCGUCAAAAUUAUUAAAAUGAAGCCUAAUAGGCUUGACAAAGAGGCAAAAAUCCUUCUGAGAUUGGAUCACCCCAACGUUAUUAAGGUCCACAUGACAUUUUCAGAUGAUAGAAACCAUCUGUACAUUUUCCAAGACUUGAUUACUGGAGGAGAUCUCUUUUCCUACCUCGCGAAAACUGACUGUCUGUCACCAAUUCCUGAGACCGAAGCGCUAGUUAUUAUAUUUCAAAUUUUGCACGCUCUCAAAUAUCUCCAUUCUCAGGGAGUUGUGCAUCGCGACCUUAAGCUCGACAACAUUCUUUUAUGUACCCCGGAACCCUGCACGAGGAUUGUCUUGGCGGAUUUUGGCAUCGCGAAAGAUCUUUCUACGAAACAUUCUCGAAUGCACACUGUGGUUGGAACUCCAGAAUACUGCGCUCCAGAAGUGGGUUUCAAGGCCGACAGAGCUGCGUACAAAGAAUUCUCAAGAGCUGCGACCAUGGAGCAGCACGGUUAUGAUGCUAAAUGCGAUUUAUGGUCUUUGGGUGUUAUUGCACAUAUAAUGCUUACCGGCAUAUCACCCUUUUAUGGCGACGGUUCAGAAGCCAGCAUUAUAUGCAAUGCCAAAAUUGGAAAUCUUGACAUGAGUACCAAGCAAUGGACCAAGGUUUCUGAACACGCAAAAAGCUUUGUUCGUAGCCUGCUUGAGACAAAUGUCACGAAACGCCUAGAUAGCAGCCGCAGUUUCCAACACCCUUGGAUAGCCAAACACAAAGGUCACUUGGAGAAAAUAUACCAGAAGAAGAUCAUACCCGAUUCUGAACCCAGACAGAGCUUCGAGGAGACGAACUGGAAAAGAAAGCUGCCAAAAAGCGUUAAACUCUCGCCAACUUCUGUUAUGAAUAAAAAGGCGAGAAAAUUAGAACUGUCUUAA
Lachancea thermotolerans CBS 6340 is the source of this 1449-nucleotide messenger RNA. RefSeq names its product serine/threonine protein kinase MEK1 (gene MEK1). Gene Ontology annotation, biological process: protein phosphorylation. The coding region runs from base 1 to 1449 and encodes 482 amino acids. The transcript has 2 exons. Lineage: Eukaryota; Fungi; Ascomycota; Saccharomycetes; Saccharomycetales; Saccharomycetaceae. The record is from RefSeq and is a predicted model, not a curated record. Gene Ontology annotation, molecular function: protein binding; ATP binding; protein kinase activity.